Molecule: messenger RNA, 2470 nt
Organism: Daphnia pulex (common water flea)
Lineage: Eukaryota; Metazoa; Arthropoda; Branchiopoda; Diplostraca; Daphniidae
Product: polynucleotide 5'-hydroxyl-kinase nol9-like
Exons: 3
Coding region: 211-2424 (737 amino acids)
Biological process (GO): cleavage in ITS2 between 5.8S rRNA and LSU-rRNA of tricistronic rRNA transcript (SSU-rRNA, 5.8S rRNA, LSU-rRNA)
Cellular component (GO): nucleus
Molecular function (GO): polynucleotide 5'-hydroxyl-kinase activity
Source: RefSeq, a predicted model, not a curated record
ACGCGUAAUAAUAGUUACAUUUCCCGCCGACAAUUUGAUCGCUGAAUUAAAGAGCAUCUGGCAACUUGAGCGUUAUAGCUUACAGUUUUACACGUGCUUGGAUUGAAAAUUCGGCUGCUUAAAAAUACUGUAAAAUCUGCAUUUUUUAAAAUAAAAUAUAACAAUAGGAUCUAAUCAGAUUCAUUAAGCCUCCACGAAGAUUUGACAAAUAUGAAGAAACUCUCAACCAAAAAAACGAAGACUGCUUCUUCUUCAAGAAAAAGCAACACAAACGAUAGUUCUGACUCAACAAAUAUGGCAGAGAAAAAAUUGUCAUUUGUCAGUCAUUUGCUUUCAGCCAAAAGUGUCUAUGAUUCCUUAAAAAAUGGACAGACCAAACCAACUUCGAAAAGAUCAAAACUUAAAAAAAAAACUUCACGAAAGAACAAAACAUCAUCCAAAUUAAAUGUAGACAACAGUUCAACCAUUAAUCAAAGUGUGUCGGUGACUGGCAUUGGUGCCUUAAAACUUAAAUUAAAGGAGAGCAACAUUUCUGAUGAAGAUAAUUCAUUCCAAUCCUCUCCCAAUGAGGAUGAUUCUUUUUUAACAGCAGAAAAAGAAGGUAUUGAAGAAACCUUUGCUAUGGAUGAGGAAUCAAGUUCUUUGCAAGCAGUCUACCAAACUCUGGAUACAUUUGAUUUCCUUCUAAUUAAUCCCAAUGAAGUUCUAGCAUUCAUCCCAUUUCAGACAUGUUUUUACUUCAAAGGACGUCUUAGUUUGACAUGUCUUAGUGGGAUUGCCGAGAUGCAAGGCUUUUCUAUUGAGCAGAAUUUAAGUAAAACAUACCAUGUUUUUUCUCCUAGAGGAUACAGUCUGCAGUGCAUCCGUUCAGUCGGAAAAAGCAAUACGUCUUUUAAUGCAAGCCGCGCUCACGCUCUCUUGAAGUCUGCUGGGUUGACGUGUGAAGAAAAUCUUUUGAAGAAAAAGAGCUCUGAAAAUGUCUUGCUUAUUUUGCGUUCCCUUAACUUUGGAAUGAUUGAUUACAUCAGCCGUAUUUUCCCCAUCAACAUCCUCAAGAAAGAAGAGUGCGUUCCUCCAGAAUCUAAUUAUUGGAGAGAUGAAAAUCGCAACCUAUUUGGCAAACUUUGUAACCAACUUGACACGAGUAUUGUUCUACGCGGAAGCAUUUUCAGCGCCAGAUUCUAUUUACAACCAGAUGUCUGGGCAGAGUAUGCACAACAAUUAAUGGAUAAAUAUCAAAAAAAGGAAACUGUUAGAGUAAUGUUGCUCGGUGGAAAAGGAGUGGGGAAAUCAACUCUACUUCGUUACUUGCUUAAUCAACUCAUCCAAAAGUGUGGAACCGUUUUGGUGGUGGACUUUGAUCCUGGCCAGCCAGAGUUUUUUCCUGCGGGAUGCGUAACAGCAUCUUUAGUCUCUGAACCGUUGCUUGGUCCAAAUUUUACCCACAUUCAACAGCCACUUUUCUCAUACUUUGUCGGGGAUGCAGAUAUUAUCGGUUGUCCGGAACGCUAUGUUCGGUCAUGCCGGCAACUUCUUAUCGACUGCAAGCUUAAAUUUGCCUUGGAAAACGUUCCAACACUAAUCAAUACCAUGGGAUUCACUAGCGGUAUUGGUCUGGAUGUAACUUUAGACUUGAUUCGUCUUACCCAGCCACACCAACUUCUUCAAAUUAGCAGCCGCUCACUUCGUCGCAAUUUCCCUUCAAUGCUCGAACGUGAUUAUGUUGCUCAACACCAACGCGGCUGGCUAACCGAUGCUGCUGAGUGGUCAGAAAAAUUACCCAAUUACGAGCUACAAGCAAUCUAUUCAUCGGCGGAACUAUCGGAGAAAAGUUUAGAAGAAUGGGGUUUUCGUGCAUCGGAAUUGCGGCAAAUUGGACUAAUGUCCUAUUUCAGCCAACUAUCUAACAGCGCUCAUUGGUCGUUAAUGGAUUCUGUACCCUACUGCAUUUCAUGGCAAGAUUUGGCCGUUUGCAUCUGCCAUGAAUCUGUUCCACCUGCUUUGACAAUGGCCGCUCUCAACGCUUCGCUUGUUGCUCUUUGCAUUUUGGACAACGAUGCCGCUGCUUCUGUUCCAUAUUACCAGGCUGCUGACGGAAAAUACCCCAAAAUUUUGCGAGAGUUACCUUUGAUGCCUUGUCUGGGCUACGGUAUUAUUAGAGGAAUCGACCUUACAAGAGGCCGUGUCUACUUGAUCAGCCCAGAACCAGCGGAGCGACUUGCACAUGUCAAUUGUUUAGUGAUGGGAGGAGUACGAGUUCCAGAAAGUCUACUACUCGAUGCACCUUUAUCGGUCAACCAAGAUGAAGAAUGUGUCACGAAACUACGAGUCCCAUACGGGACUUUUGGUCCUUCUGUUGCUCAGCCAGCAUGUCGACCCUACCGCAAGUACAAUCCCGUCUUUACUUUGCGCAAUGUUGUGUAAUAUGUGUGAUGGUUAAGUAAAACUAGAAGUUGUGUGGCGAUGAAAA